AUGUCCCGUGUCAAGAGAAUUGCCAAAGAAUUAGAAGAAUGUCGUCAAGACACUCAAUCAGGAGUUUCAUUGAGUUUAAAUAAUGAAAAUGAUUUAACACAUUUAACUGGUGUUUUUAAAGGACCUCCAGGUACACCAUAUGAAGGAGGACUUUUUCAAGUUGCUAUAGAUAUUCCACAAGAAUAUCCUUUUAAACCACCACAAAUGAAAUUUAUUACUAAAAUUUAUCAUCCAAAUAUUUCUUCAGUUACUGGAGCUAUUUGUUUAGAUAUUUUAAAAGAUGCUUGGACUCCAAUCUUAACUUUGAAAUCAAGUUUGAUUUCUUUACAAAGUUUAUUACAAUCACCUGAACCUAAUGAUCCACAAGAUGCUGAAGUUGCUAAACAUUAUUUAAGUAAUAAACCAGGAUUUGAAGAAACUGCUGCUUAUUGGACUAAAAUUUAUGCUAAUGAUGGUAGUGCUGAUGGUAAUACUAAAUUAAGUGAUUCAGCCUUAUAUGGUAUUGAUGAUGAAAUUGUUACUCAAUUUGAAAAUAUGGGAUUCCCAAGAGAUAAAACUAUUGAAGUUUUAAGAAGAAUGGGUGUUAAAAGUUUUAAAGGUGUUGGCAAUAAAAGUGAUUUAGAAAACAAGAUCUUAGAAGAGUUAUUACGAGAAUGUCAAUAA
Candida tropicalis MYA-3404 is the source of this 663-nucleotide messenger RNA. RefSeq names its product E2 ubiquitin-conjugating protein. Gene Ontology annotation, molecular function: protein binding. NCBI's taxonomy places the organism in Eukaryota, Fungi, Ascomycota, Pichiomycetes, Serinales, Debaryomycetaceae. The transcript has a single exon. The coding region runs from base 1 to 663 and encodes 220 amino acids. The record is from RefSeq and is a predicted model, not a curated record.